GACUACACAUUCGUGCCGUCCACUGCUCAGCGGGUGCAGAGGUGGAUGGCAGACGAGGGCAUACGGGACACGAGAGCGUCCGUGGGUGGCCAGCGACAGCGGAUGGCCGACGCAGAGAGGGACGAGAUUCAGGAUGCCCUCGAUGAGGAGGAGGGCCACGAGGGUGGAGCCAGGGAGGGGGGGGUGGCAGACGAGGCAGACGAGGGAGUCGGAGAGCCUGACCUGCCAGGGGAGGAGGUGGUGAUGACGUCGAGAGGCGUCGAUCAAGCAGGUCCCGCUCCUAGGGUGUCGCGACCUGAGUUGGAUCGCGCGAGGAGGGAGAAGAGGACAGUGGGGGAGGCUGGCGUCGAGGUGCGAGACACAGGCAGGGAGAAGAGGGCUCGGCAGACCACGACUGACGAGAUGUACGCCAAGGAGAAGUUGGCGGAGUUCACAGAUGCGUGGCUGCAAUGGAUCUACGUGAAGGGGUUUCCAUUCAACGCCUUCCGUGGUCCGGAGUUCCAGAAGGUGCGGCAGACGGCGGAGAGAGUGCCUCGCAGUAUCCAGUUCGGGUUUCCCUCCUUCAGGGUCACAGCGGGCGCCGGUAUCCCUUCGCAGAGGGCGAAGGUGGCGACGAUGGUGAGCGAGGUGCGCGCCGCUUUCCGGCACAGCGGUGCCACCAUCCUCUCCGACGGGAGGAAGUCGCGCAGCGGCAAGCCGCUCGUGAACUUCCUCGCCGGGGGCGCCAAUGGCGCCCUGCUAUACGUCACCGUCGCACGAGACGGGUCGGUCCGAGACACCGCGGACAUCGUGUACCAUAGGUGGCGGGCCAUCAUCUUGUCCUUUCCUGCAAAGGACGUGAUUGGCUUCUGCACUGACUCCGCCAGUAACUAUACGGCGGCAGCGCGCAGAUUUGCCACUGACCCCGAACCCGACAUAAGGAGGAUCACUUGGCUCCCCUGCUCCACCCAUGUCUGCAAUUUGAUGUUGUCAGAUAUCGGGACGCAAGUGGGGUGGGUCAAGGACACCAUCAUCCGCGCUCGAGCGCUUGUGCGAUUUAUUAAAUCGCACGGUGCUACUCACGCACUGUCUAGGAAGGUGAGCCCUCGCGUUCGGCUCGUCGAGCCCGUUGAGACACGGUUCGCAUCGGUUUUCCCGAUGCUGACGUGUCUCAAAGGCCAACGAGACGCGUUGGAGAGCAUGUUGCACGGGGAUGCUUGGGCACGCAUCCCGUGGGAGCGCAGGCAUGUAUCUCAGGUGCAGUGGGUGCAGCAGCAGAUCCGGGACGGGGAGUUUUGGCGGUGUGUCGAGUACGCCAUCCUUGUCAUGUCGCCCGUCCACCAGCUGUUGCGCAGGAUGGAUAAGGGGGGGGAUGAUGAUGUCCGUCGUUUACGAGUGGAGUCAGCAUGUGCUGCAGUUGAUGAGGAGGGUGGACGUGUCGGAGGUCCGGCGGAGGACAUGAUCGAGCCGUGCGUGCGUGAGGUUGCCAUCCGCAACCUCCACAUGCUAGAGCCCGCACAUACCGGCGGCGAUCCGGUCGGCAGAUUGUACAGGACCAUGAGGGACCAGAUGAGGGCGUUCCACUCGAGGCGAGGGGAUUGGGGAGGUGACCUCUCCGAUGCCGAGGCGGAGGAUUGCAGGGGGGACAGCGAGACCGAGCGAUGUGCAGUGUGGUGGUUUGAGCAUGGAUGUGCCCACCCGGAGUUGCGCACCAUCGCCAUCCGUGUCAUGCACUUGUGGACGUCCUCUCCAGCGGAGAGGAACUGGGCGCAGCACGAACGCAUCAUCACGGCGAGGCGCUGCAAGCUUGGGUUUGCCAAGCUUGCACAGCUGGUUGAGAUUGCCACCAAUCUUAAACUGGCCUCGUGCGCACGGCAGGGUGGUGGCUACGUGUUGCCAUGGGUUAUGGGGACCGGUCGGGGGGGGACGGCGACAAAGGAUGAGGAUGAGGACGGAGAUGUGGAGCCCGAGGUGUGGGGAGCACGACCUGCUAGCAGUGUUCUAGAUGUGGAGAUCGAGCGACAGAUUGUCGCUUUCCAGCAUAGCCGACCGUCCAGAGCCCAUUCGCGGCGUGGUGCGCCGUCGACCGCACAGGCGAGUGGCAGCAGCAGAGCCGGUGGAGGUCGUGGAGGACGUUCGCAUGCGGAGGUUGGCGUCGACGACUCGGGGGAGCAGCAGCCACGGGGAGGUCUUCGGCAAACAGGCAGGCGAUGGGAGGUUAGGAGCGACAGCGAGGCCGAGGAGGAGGCCGAGGAUGAGUGGGUACACCUUCACGAUCGUCGCUUCUCUCCCUCCCAUCAUCGGAGCGCUGUACAGCCCGAGGCACUUAGGCAUUCGGAGAGGUUGGCGUCGGCAGCAGGCAGAGACCGGACACAUGACGGCGAGGAUCGUGGGGGGGAGAGGCUUCCUUCCGACGCCGGUAUCCGCCCCCACUCGCCGUCGGUGCUCCGCACAGACGACUUUGACGUCGUAGGGCUUGGUGGGAGCUUGGGAGAUUUCAGUGUUGAGGGACGUCGACGUGCCUCACCGUCGCAUGUGCGCACCGACACGGACGUUGUGCGGGGCCUUGUUGAGACUGAGGAGGAGAGGGAUGCCCGUUUGGACCGAGAGGAGGAGGAGCGGUUGGGGAGUUUGCCACGAUGGGAGGUUCAGAGGGAGUUCGAUGAUGAGGGACAGGAUGCCGCCGCGGGUGGUGGGUCAGGUGAUGGACGACGUAGCGACAAGGAGACCGCGGGUGAUGAAGGGCAGGGUGUUGUCGUGGUCGGUGGGUCCCCUAGUGGGGGGCAUGGCGACAGCGAGACCGCGGGUGAUGAGGGACAUGGUGCCACCGUGUGUGGCAGAGGAGAGGGUGGACCCGGUGGAGAUGGGAAUACCGCGGGUGUCGGUGGGGACGAGGAUGAGGACAAAGAUGAUGACGACGACCACGGUCCCGAGGACGAUGUGUAUAGGCUCACCUUCGUGUUGAGGGACCCCACAGUACCUCCCUUGCGCCCUGACGACACAGCGCAUACUUUCUUCGACGUCGACACUUUGGCGCAAGUGUUGACGGAUGACCCUUUCGCACACGUGAGCCGCAAGAGCGGCAAGAGGCGGGCCCCUGGGAGGGUAUAUUCACCGCCGCCGUUCGUGGUGGAGAGCCCUCACUGGUCGGGUUCGUCGCUCAACGGCGUGAGAGGGAGGGAGUCCGGAGCGGGUGAGGUGGGGUCCGACAGACGCAGCGACGGCGGCAGAGAUAGUGCAGGAUCGAUGCCUCCACCGCCCGCACGGACUCCGGAGGGCAGGGUCGACACCGGGGACCGGACGGCGGCACCCGGAGUUGCGCACAGUGGCGGAUACCCGCCGACAGUCCGAGGUGGUGUGGGUGGCGGAUGGUCAGCUGUUCGUCGAGUCGGGGACCGGUUGCGGGCGGAUUACGACGCCGGGAGGGGCGUCUUCACGGGACGUACAGCAGUUCAGACGCAGGCUGCGGAGGGUGGGUCCGUACGUCCGAGCCUGCAGAUGGCAGGCCGCAUGCUCGGUUUUCCACGAGCGGAGACGAGGAGAUCAUUGGUCCUCGAGGCCGCAGGAACAUCCACGGACAUGCUGCGGGGAGAGCAGUUCACAUCGGGCGAGGAGGGGUUGUUGAUGCGUCCCGGGACAAGACGACAGCAUGGCCUCUCGGAGGUUGAGGCUCGACUCGCGGCAGGGGUCGCCGCUGGCUAGGCAAAAUUGGACGCGAUUCAGAGGGAGAGAGAGAGAUGGGGAUUGCUGCACGGGCGGCGGAGGACGAGGACGCAGACACAGAGUCCGAGCCGAUCGAGAC
Messenger RNA from Chara braunii, 3781 nucleotides. NCBI's taxonomy places the organism in Eukaryota, Viridiplantae, Streptophyta, Charophyceae, Charales, Characeae. The record is from the annotation of a GenBank genome assembly.